This is a messenger RNA of Colletotrichum fioriniae, 1587 nucleotides long. RefSeq lists its product as uncharacterized. Gene Ontology annotation, cellular component: membrane. Gene Ontology annotation, molecular function: transmembrane transporter activity. Lineage: Eukaryota; Fungi; Ascomycota; Sordariomycetes; Glomerellales; Glomerellaceae. The record is from RefSeq and is a predicted model, not a curated record. Gene Ontology annotation, biological process: transmembrane transport.
AUGGACCCGGAAAAGGCUGCCACAGCCCGCCAAGGCAACGACAUCACACCCGAACCAGACUACAGCAACUAUGACUACCCGCUCCCCACCAAGCCAGAGAGCGCAGCCCACGACGGCGCCGCGGCGCUCAUAGGCAACGACCUGAUUCCCUCCGUCUCCAACGCCGUCGCCGGCGCAGCCGGCCCAAACUACCAUUACCAACGCAACAGCGAUUUCAUCAACAACAACAAGAACAACAACAAUGCCACUUACAGCAAGGAAGCCGGAGGGGGCGGAGGAGAAGGGAAUGCCGGUGACACGACCGACGACGACGACAAUGGCAACUACAUCCACCACACCGACACCGUGGGAGGUGCCUCGACGACAGCAGCAGAGGAAGAAACUUACCCCGAGGGCGGGCUCCGGGCGUGGUCCGUCGUGCUGGGGUCCUGGCUGGCGCUCUUCUCGGCCCUGGGCAUCAUGAACAGCAUCGCCAUCUUCCAGACGUAUGUUGCGACGCACCAGUUGAAGGGGUAUAGCGAGGGAACGAUUGGGUGGAUCUUUUCCGUGUAUACGUUCCUUUGCUUCUUUGGGGGUAUCUAUAUCGGACCCGUGUUUGAUCAGUAUGGUCCGCGUUGGCUGGUUCUGGCCGGGACAGUGUGUCUUGUCAUCGGCGUCAUGUUGCUGAGUAUCUGCACAGUAUACUGGCACUUCAUGCUCGCCUUCGGCAUCCUCUGCGGGCUCGGCAGCUCCCUCGUCUUCACCCCGUCCAUCGCGGCUGUAGGCCACUGGUUCAAGCGCCGCCGCGGCUUCGCGACAGGCAUGGCCUCCACCGGCGGCUCCAUCGGCGGCAUCGUCUUCCCCCUCAUGAUGAAGUCCCUCUUCCCCCGCAUCGGCUGGGGCUGGACCAUCCGCGCCGUCGGCUUCAUCUGCCUCGCCCUCUGCGGCGCCUCCAACUUUUUGAUCCGCUCGCGCCUCCCGCCCGCCCGCAACGCGAGCCCGCACCCGGACCCGCGCAUCUUCCGCAGCGCGGCCUUCAGCCUCACGACGGCGGGGAUAUUCCUCAUGGAGUUUGCGCUGUUUAUCCCGCUGACGUACAUCUCGAGCUACACGCUCAGCCAGGGCUUCAGCGAGUCCUUUGCCUUCUCCAUCCUGCCCAUCCUCAACGCCGGCAGCGUUCUCGGCAGGGCGCUGCCCGGUUGGUGGGCCGACAGAGCCGGGCCCUUUAACAGCAACAUGGCCGCCAUCGUGCUGUCCGUGAUUGCGUGUCUGGCGGUCUGGUUGCCCGCGGGCUCGACGGCCGCGGGCGUCAUCGUCUUUGCCGUGCUGUUCGGGUUUGCGAGCGGGAACAACAUCAGCAUCAGCCCCGUGUGCGUUGGGCGGCUGUGCAAGACGCAGCAUUACGGGCGGUACUAUUCGACGACGUAUACCGCCGUCUCGGUCGCAUGCCUGAUUGGUAUCCCCAUUGGCGGCGAGAUUGUCACGGCGACGGGGGGCCAGUAUUGGGGUCUCAUCAUCUUUACCGGGCUGAUUUAUGUUUUGGCCUUGGUGGCGCUUAUGGCUGCCAAGUUUGUGUGCGUUGGGAAGAUUAUUUGGGGCAAUUUUUAG